This is a messenger RNA of Nestor notabilis (Kea), 797 nucleotides long. It is a transcript of the gene CUNH9orf78, whose product is annotated as chromosome unknown open reading frame, human C9orf78. Gene Ontology annotation, cellular component: spliceosomal complex. The record is from RefSeq and is a predicted model, not a curated record. The transcript has 8 exons. Lineage: Eukaryota; Metazoa; Chordata; Aves; Psittaciformes; Psittacidae. Gene Ontology annotation, biological process: mRNA splicing, via spliceosome. The annotation marks the transcript as partial.
GUUAAAACUUGAGGAAGCCAAAGAAGUUCAGAGCCUCAGAAGGCGACCCAAUGGGGUGAGUGCUGUAGCUCUGCUUGUGGGAGAGAAGCUGCAGGAAGAAGCAACACUUGUGGAUGAUCCAUUUAAGAUAAAAUCGGGGGGAAUGGUGGACAUGAAGAAGCUGAAAGAACGAGGCAAGGACAGGAUUAAUGAAGAGGAAGAUCUGAACUUGGGAACCUCCUUCUCAGCUGAAACCAACAGACGGGAUGAAGAUGCUGACAUGAUGAAGUACAUUGAGACUGAGUUGAAGAAGAGAAAGGGAAUUGUAGAGAAUGAGGAGCAGAAGGUGAAGCUUAAGAAUGCCGAAGAUUCUCUCUAUGAGUUGCCAGAGAACAUCCGUGUCUCCUCUGCCAAGAAGACUGAGGAGAUGCUGUCCAACCAAAUGCUCAGCGGUAUUCCUGAAGUGGACCUGGGAAUUGAUGCAAAAAUAAAAAACAUCAUCUCAACUGAAGAGGCCAAGGCCAAGCUGCUGGCAGAGCAGCAGAACAAAAAGAAAGACAGUGAAACUUCCUUUGUCCCCACCAACAUGGCUGUUAACUAUGUUCAGCACAACCGAUUUUAUCAUGAGGAGCUAAAUGCACCAGUGCGAAGGAACAAAGAAGAGCCAAAGCCCCGUCCACUGAGAGUGGGGGAUACAGAGAGGCCAGAACCUGAACGAUCUCCUCCAAAUCGCAAACGACCACUCAAUGAAAAAGCAACAGAUGAUUAUCACUAUGAGAAGUUCAAGAAGAUGAAUAGGCGAUACUGAUGAACGUGGA